AUGGAAAUUGAUUAUCGCACUCAUUUAACAGCAAUGUUGGAUGUGACACGCUUUCUAUUGAAGCAAGGGUUGCCCUUUCGUGGACACGAUGAGUCAACUAGUUCUUCAAAUAGAGAGAUCACACUUGCUAUAAUCAAUGAUAUUGAAGAUAAAUUCUUUUCUUUGAUGGUUUAUGAGGCUCGGGACAGUUCAGUGAAGGAGCAUAUGGGAGUUGUUUUGAGGUUUGUGAAUAAAAAAGGAUGUGUGAUUGAACGAUUUCUUGCAGUUGUGCAUGUGCCUGACACUAGUUCUCAUUCUUUGAAAAUGGCUAUUGAUGCUUUAUUUGUGCAACAUGAUUUAUCAUUAUCUAGAUUGAGAGGCCAAGGAUAUGAUGGAGCUUCAAAUAUGCGUGGAAUUCUUGUUCAGAAAUUGGUUGAGACUGAAAAACAUUCGGUGUUCCCAUUGGUUUAUCGUAUGAUAGAGUUGGCAUUAGUUUUACCAGUUGCAACUACUUCGGUUGAACGAGUUUUUUCUGCAAUGAAGACUGUGAAGACUGAUUUAUGUAUAGAAUGGGAGAUGAAUGAAUGA
Messenger RNA from Zingiber officinale, 567 nucleotides. RefSeq lists its product as uncharacterized. NCBI's taxonomy places the organism in Eukaryota, Viridiplantae, Streptophyta, Magnoliopsida, Zingiberales, Zingiberaceae. The coding region runs from base 1 to 567 and encodes 188 amino acids. The transcript is spliced from 3 exons. Gene Ontology annotation, molecular function: protein dimerization activity. The record is from RefSeq and is a predicted model, not a curated record.